Molecule: messenger RNA, 1215 nt
Organism: Knipowitschia caucasica
Lineage: Eukaryota; Metazoa; Chordata; Actinopteri; Gobiiformes; Gobiidae
Source: the annotation of a GenBank genome assembly
AUGAUAUGUUACUCCAUUUUAGGACCCUUUUUUCCCAACGAGGCGAUAAAGAAGGGAGCGAGUCAGACCGACAUCGGACUCAUAUUCGGCUGCUACGCUGUCGCUAAUUUAAUCGGUUCAUUAGUUUUAGGGAAGUUUAUCGUUCAAAUAGGAGCUAAGUUUAUGCUGGUGGCCGGGCUGUUCCUUUCAUCGGGAUGCACCAUUUUAUUUGGAUUACUGGACCGUGUUCCUGCAGGUGCUCCGUUCAUCGCCCUGUGCUUCGUCGUGAGAUCCGUGGAUGCGUUGGGAUUUGCUGCAGCCAUGACUUCUUCUUUUGCGAUGACAGCUAAAAUCUUCCCCAACAAUGUGGCCACUGUCCUGGGCAGUCUGGAGAUCUUCACUGGCCUGGGGCUGAUCCUGGGACCGCCGGUCGGGGGAUGGUUUUAUCAGACCUUUGGAUAUGAAGUCCCAUUCAUGCUCCUCGGCUGUUUCCUUUUAAUUAUGGUCCCGUUCAACAUCGUUGUCCUGCCCACUAUCGACGCAGAUCCAUCCAAAGAAUCUUUCCUCCGUCUUCUCUCUAAUGUGAAAGUGAUUCUCAUCUGCUAUGCCAUAUUUACACUAAGUGCCGGCUUGGGCUUCCUGGACGCCACAUUGUCACUGUUUGCCAUUGAGAAGUUCGCCCUCUCCCCGGGCUCCGUGGGGCUCAUCAUGCUGGGGCUGUCCCUGCCCUACUGCCUGGCCUCUCCAGUCCUGGGCUAUUUCACCGAUAAGUAUCCAGCUUCCAGGAGCUGGUUCAUGGUCACGGGAGCGUUUACUACUGCAGUCGGCUUCUGUCUGCUCGGCCCGGCGCCAUUUUUGAACAUGUCUGGGCCGCUGUGGCUGCUGGUCGUCAUGCUGGGUGUAAUUGGGUUUUCUCUGGGAAUGACGGCGCUCCCCACGUUCCCGGAGAUCAUCACAUGUGUGUAUGAUCAAGGCCACGAGGAAGGCCUGAGCACGCUGGGGAUGGUGUCCGGUUUGUUUGGAGCCGUCUGGUCCUCGGGGAUGUUUUAUGGACCCAUCGUUGGGGGUCUCAUCACUCAGAGGCUGAGCUUUGAGUGGGCCGCACUGGUGCAGGGAGCACUGACUCUUUUAGCCGCGGUUCUACUUGGUCUGCAUUACAUCUUUUACGUGCCACAUUCCCAAAGACAAACGACUGAACCGACGACAGAAGAAAGCACUCCUCUCCUGGAGCCAUGA